CAUGUAAUCAGCAAUAUAAACAUUUUAAACCACAUUUGAGGAUCUUAGCAACCGCUGCCUGUCAUGGCAACUUAAAUUGUUUACUUAGCCACCUGUCCCCAACUUAAACAAAAAACCAAACUUGAAAAAAACGUGUUUUGAAAAGUGCUAAGAAAAUCAAUUAUUAACAGGCGAAAAUGGUGAACUUUGUGUAUCCGGAGGAGAUGUAUCUGUUUGUGGAGAGCAUUCGUCCGUUUGAGGUGCGUGAUGUGGGCAGCAGCAAGUGGCUGGAGGUGCACGAGAUGAUCAUCAAGUUGAGCCAGCAGGCGACCCUGGAGCUGGCCGAGCAUCGCGAGGAGGAGGUCAAGGAGUUCCUCAUCUCACGCGACAAGCUCCGCCUGCUGAUCCACGAGGCGUAUUGCGUGACCUUGUGGAAGACCCAGGUGCUGCCGCAUCUCCUGGAGAUCGAUCCCAAUCCACAGGCCACUUUCCUCAUCUACACGGUGCUCUACCACGAGGCUGCUUUGGUGUCCCUCCUCGAUGUUUGCCUCUACCAUCCCAGUGGCUGUGAGACGCUGCAGGAAUCGGUGCUGGAUUUGAUUGACUAUUGUGCCCAGGCGGUGUCCCAGGUAAUUGGCCUGGUCAGCAUGGGCUAUCACGAGAACGAAUCCAAAGUGGACGUGGAUGAGGCGGUGCUCACCGAGCUGGAGCGCCAGAAACGCGACUUUAUCUAUAAGAUUGGUCUGCGAUGCAUCUCUGUGUUGAAUUAUCUGGCGGAUAAUGUGGCAUUGUUCCACUUGAGCGCAGGCCGUCGCCUGCUGGUCACCCAUGACAUUCCCUGGCUCAUGGUGGAUGUCUUGUGUUUCCGACCCUGGCAAAGGAAGACCAGCAAGGGGCUGCAGAAGUUCAUCGACGAGAAGUGGACCAAUGUGGAUGAUGUCGCCAAGAUUGUAAAGCCGGAGGCCCAAGCCUGGUUUUGUGUGCGACAGCUUCUCCUAAAUGCCCAGGUCAUGGAGCACUAUACGUUUAACGAGGCACGCUGUAAGCAGUUGAGUAAGCUUUUAGGACUGAUGCACGAGACCCUGAUGGACCAACUGCCACCGCUGAUUGAACUAAAGAUGUUCCUCAGUCGGAUGACGCUAACUGGCAAUACGGCCAAGUCGCAGAAAGUGUUGUUGGAGGACAUUCCGCAGAUCCAGGAGGAGCUGCUGAAGGAGGUGGAGCGAUGCGGAGGCUUUUACCAAAUAGCCCAGGAACAGGACUCUGUGUUUCUCAACAAAAACAAGGAGGAUAUCUGCGCUAUGGCCAGUCGCCUGAGCAAAGCCUAUGGCACGGAGUUACUUUGUGAGCUGGAGCAGAACUCGGAGGAUCUUAAAGCGGAGGAGCCCAAGGAGGAGUCGGGAGCUGGUGGCGAUGGAGGAGGGGAGCACAGCUGUGCCUCCUGCCAGAAAAAGGCCAAGAAGAAGUGCGCCAACUGCAAGCAGGUGCACUACUGCUCCCGAGACUGUCAGCUCAAGGAUUGGCCACAGCACAAGCUUGUCUGCCCUAAGUAGUAUUUAUAACCCCGAAACAAUUAUAACAAUAGCUUGUUUAGAAUAGAACAUUCCAAAAAUGUAAAAAGGUCAACUUUCUUUUAUUU
Messenger RNA from Drosophila gunungcola (fruit fly), 1618 nucleotides. RefSeq names its product zinc finger MYND domain-containing protein 10 homolog (gene Zmynd10). Gene Ontology annotation, cellular component: cytoplasm; centriolar satellite. NCBI's taxonomy places the organism in Eukaryota, Metazoa, Arthropoda, Insecta, Diptera, Drosophilidae. Gene Ontology annotation, biological process: inner dynein arm assembly; motile cilium assembly; outer dynein arm assembly. The record is from RefSeq and is a predicted model, not a curated record.